AACCUGUACGCUCUUUAAUUUGGAUUAUUCCAGGUACAAGACUAUAAGAAGUGAACGAGUGUUUUUUGAGACUGAAUCGGACGUGAUUCAUUUCCGCUUUUACAGGAAGAAGACGCGUUUACAUGUCAGAGCUGUUGUGGAUGUUCAUACGUUAGCGACAUCAUAUAUAUAUGCAUAUGUGUAUAUACAUAUAUACAUAUAUUAUCUAUUUAUUUAUUAAUUUUGCAAAAAAAAAAGUAGAGUGUUUGUUGCAGUUUGAAUAACUAGCAUGUAGCUUGUCAUGUUGCUAAUGUUAACUUGACGAUUUACCUGUAAGUAAACAAACCAUAGCUUUAGUGUGGAGACCGAAAGCUUUUAGCUUACAAGGCUUUAAGCGUCGUCGUUAUUCACAUGCCGUAAAUGUCUCAUUUUAAUCAUCGUUAACGCUUAAAUGAACGCAAGCCAAAACUGACCACCGCUAGUGUGAAAUAACAGACUAUUCGCUGGAUUUUAUGUUUGGCUUAAAUGCUGAAUUAGCAUGAAAUAACCAAGCACAUGGAUGAAGUGUUUACACGGAGACGUUACUGUAUUCGGUUCAUGAGGUGACACGGUGUCGUCCAUUAAGUUAGUAUUAAGAUGCUGCGAUUAGAGGACGUGGCUAAUGUGUUGCUCAGGGUCCCCAGUCUUUUAGUCCUGGACCUGCUCUACAAAUGCGACAUCGACAGCUUCACCUAUCAUCUCAGGGCGAGCAGCGAGGACAUGCUCUUCAAAUACAAAUACGUCCUCUGGAACAUUUAUUACUUAGGUCACGUUGUGAGCACGGUUGUGCUGUUAUUGCCUCUCGGACACAUAGUUCAACUUUACCUGCAUGUUCUCACUGCGCUUCUGCUCUACAUGGGACAUCAGAUGUCCAGGGAAUAUGUUGUAGGAGAGAGUCAAUACGCGUAUGAUGGAACACUCUUCCUGCCUCCACCAGCCUUGAACCGUUUUGUAAGGGCACUUACAUGUCAGAUUAUUGUUGCCACAUUGUGUGCGUUCCUCAUGCGCACUCGCCGUGUAUGGCUGUUCUCUGCACACCUGCUCCCACUGUUUGGACGGGUGUGUUUAGUUUCUCAAGACAAUGCCCUGACACUCACUACUGUUUCCAUGGGGAUAACUGCAGCAGAGGUUGCCAUCUUCCUCCUUAUGAACCUUUUUGUGCCAUAUAGAUUGGCCAAGGCCACAUAUCAGCAAAUUGUACAAACAGAGGUGACUGAUUUGUACCGGCUGUUGGCAGUGGGCAUGUCUCUCUGGCAUCAUUUUGCUGUGCCUGUGUUAUUCGGUGCAUUCUGGUUUGUACUGUUUGGAGUUCAGCUUGUCUCCAAUGUUGGCAGCUCCACUGCCAUCCAAGAGGGGCUGCUGUUCUACCUUCUCACCAGUGUGUCUGAGUGCUGUGCUAGUCCUUAUUCUCUGCUGGGUUUGACAUUUGUGGUUUCUUAUUUGGCAUUGGGCCUCCUGAAUCUCUGCAAGUUCUACCUGGGAGGAUUCACAGCACUGCAGAACCACAAUGUCAUGCACAGGGGUGUUACAGAAGGUGUGACUCUGUUGUUAUUGGCCCUGCAGACUGGCUUGUUGGACUUGCCAGCCUUGCAGCGCUGCUUCCUCCUCUUCAUCAUACUCUUUAUUGUCCUCACUUCCACACUACAGAGCAUGAGUGAGAUAACUGAGCCCAUCAUGCUAGGACUUGGGGCCAGUAGAAACAGGUGUGUGUGGAAGCAUGUGCGGGGCUUGAGCAUGUGUGUGUUCUUGCUGUUAUUUCCUGGUUUCAUGGCUUUUAAGAUAUCCCAGUUCUUCCACAUGGACUUCUGGCUUCUCAUCCUGGUUUCCAGCUGUAUGCUUACAUCACUACAGGUUACAGGGACCCUACUAAUCUACUGCCUGUUCAUGUUGGAGGUGUGGCACGGUGCUGCCCUUCCUAGCCUCGACGAGUUUGUGUAUUACGUGAACGCUGUGUGUCGGGCAAUGGAGUUUGCUGUGGCAGUGUGUGUGGUUGCCUACGGUGCCUGGGAAUCACUGUGGGGUGAGUGGAGCUGGAUAGGGGCAUCAGUUAUCAUCAUCCACUCCUACUGCAACGUGUGGCUACGUGCCCAGGCUGGAUGGAAGAGCUUCUUGCUUAGGCAGGAAGCUGCACGCAAGAUCAACUCACUCCCACGGGCAAGUGCUGAUCAGCUGCAGGAACAUGGUGAUGUCUGUGCCAUCUGUUUUCAGGAUAUGACUUCUGCCGUGAUAACGUACUGUGGUCAUUUUUUCCAUGAAAGCUGUCUUAGAAAGUGGCUGUAUGUGCAGGAAACCUGCCCUAUGUGUCACACUUCCAUAAAACCAUCCACAUCCAUCCCAAAACCUGCUGCUGGUGAUGCCCAGUCAAACCCAGUACAGACCCAGCACCACCCACCUCAGCAAGAGCCAGCUGCUGAACACACUGACACUCACCAAGGGGAGCAAGACCCAGUGGAAGAUGAAGUCCACUCACCAGAUAAGAACUGUAGUGCCAGUGAAGACUCUGCUGGGCCUAGCUGCUCAUUAGAAGCAAGUCCCUGCAAUGAGAGGGACUGGGAAACAGAGCAGAGGACUAACCAGCCAAGUGAGACCAAUUCAGCUCUGGACAGAGAACCAUGACUUUGCCACUCUGUCUUUCAGUGGUAGUUAUGGAGCCAACAAAACAGAAGGAAGAUCAUUAGAACACAAUAGAGAGACAGUAGGUUACUGCCUCUGUGAAAUCUGAGUAACGAAGAUUACAACCUAGUUUUCUGUUGGAAUGAAGCUACUUCCAUUCCUCUUAAGCAUGUGUUGGUAUCUUCUCAUCACAGCACUUCUUCAAGCAAUAUAAAAUGUCAUGUUUGUUACGGCUACAAUUUUGUUGCACUGUUGCAAAUGUUGUGAGGACGACUGUCCUUUAAAGAAGGGUAAAAAUGAAGUUGAUUAUUUUUGCUGUCUCUUUUUAAAGCAAUGUAUAAUAACUGGAGAAUUGAGUUUAACCCUCUUUUAAGGAAUUCCUUAAAAAUGUGCUCUAUUUCAAUAUGAAUUCUAAAUCUUCUAUAUGUCAAAAAUGCAAGAAAUGCUAGUAAAAUGCUCAUUUUGAGCAUAUUAAGCACACAAAUAUCAGAGAGUGCGUCAUCAUAGUUCUGUUUCACUCAGCCAUCUUUUUCACCAUGUCACUUUUUUCAAAGCAUCAUGAAAUUAAGAUUAUAUUUUUGUUUAUUAAAUAGUUGGUUAAUUAUUGCAA
Messenger RNA from Tachysurus vachellii, 3241 nucleotides. Its product is annotated as RING finger protein 145. Gene Ontology annotation, molecular function: ubiquitin protein ligase activity; zinc ion binding. Gene Ontology annotation, cellular component: endoplasmic reticulum; endomembrane system. The transcript is spliced from 10 exons. NCBI's taxonomy places the organism in Eukaryota, Metazoa, Chordata, Actinopteri, Siluriformes, Bagridae. The record is from RefSeq and is a predicted model, not a curated record. Bases 616 to 2634 code for a protein of 672 amino acids.